AUGGACGGCGCCUCGAGCUCGCUCUCUCCCGAGGUCCUUGCCCUGGCCGCCAGGAUGUACGACGCGGCCAGACGAGGCGACCUGCCCGUCUUCCAACAAGCUCUGCCGGCCGGCCUGCCGCCCAACAUGAGGAAUGAAAAGGGCGAUACUCUGCUCAUGCUGGCCGCAUACCAUGGCCACGCCGACCUGGUCAGGCUCCUCAUGGAGCACGGCGCAGACCCGAACCGGCUCAACGACAGGGGCCAGAGUCCCCUCGCCGGCGCCGUCUUCAAGAACGAAGAGGCCGUCAUAGAGGCUUUGCUCGAGGGCGGCGCGGAUCCCGAGCACGGCAGCCCCAGCGCCCUGCAGUGCGUCGAGACGUUCAACCAGGGCGGCAAGUGGAGGGCCAGGAUGGAGGCGGCGCCGGGUCGGGCAAAGGCGGCGCCUGCGGAGGCAUUGUGA
Hirsutella rhossiliensis is the source of this 441-nucleotide messenger RNA. RefSeq names its product ankyrin repeats (3 copies) domain-containing protein. Gene Ontology annotation, molecular function: protein binding. Lineage: Eukaryota; Fungi; Ascomycota; Sordariomycetes; Hypocreales; Ophiocordycipitaceae. The record is from RefSeq and is a predicted model, not a curated record. Gene Ontology annotation, cellular component: pi-body. The coding region runs from base 1 to 441 and encodes 146 amino acids. Gene Ontology annotation, biological process: piRNA processing. The transcript has 3 exons.